GUCUUACCUCAAAUGUGGAUAAUUUUUGUCUUAACUAACUGAAUUAUCUUACAUAUUUAAAGCUGGCUAUGUUGAAUUGCGAUCUCUCAUAUCCGUCACCUGUCUCUCCUCUUCCUCCCCCCUCCCCGUGCCCGCUCGCUCUCACUCGUCAGCUGUUUGUUUCGGCAUUGCCGAUUGUUGUUUUUGCUGUGCGUUAGCAAAACUUGUAUAUUUUUCAACGUUGAGCAUGCCCAAAACACAGCGCGUGCAUGCCAAUCUGAGGAGGUCGGCGCGGGCCAAUCUUGUACGACACAUAAGAGGCCAUGCAAAUGCUGAAGCUGCCGCAGCCGACGAAUAUUACAGAAGAAAUGACAGGCUUCACAACGAUCUAGAGGUAAACCGCGAGCUUGGAGAAGUAGGAGAAAUAGUAGUAAAUGUGCGGGGCGAGGCAGAGGUUCAAAAUCAAGCUGGCCGCAGACGUGGCGGUCUACAGCCUGAGCCUAGGCCCCUCACACCGCCCAGAGAAGUUGAUCGAGACGAGGGACGACAAAAUUAUAAUAAUCCACUUGGUGCCGACGAACUGAACGAGGAAAACAACCCUGAUGAUGUUGAACCUGAGGAUUCUGACGAAGAAAUGUUUGAUGAGGGUGUUGACAUCGAAGCAGUUCCUGGAGACACACCCCUCUACAACAAUGCAAAUAUUACAAUCAAUGAAAGCAUGGUUAUGGUGUUAAGUCUAAUGCUCAACCACAAUCUUACAGGUUCAUGUAUUGAAGAUCUUCUGCAGGUGAUCAACUUUCACUGUCCUGCUGAAAACCUUCACAAGUUGAGCUACCACAAGUUUCGGAAGUUUACUCGCUGUGGUAAAGUGCCCAUGAAGAAGAAGUUCUACUGCUCGGUGUGCAUGACAGGUUUGGAAAAUGAAGAUGCCUUGUGUACUGUUUGUGGUGUUGACAGAGAAAAGAAUUAUUUUGUGCAGCUGCCAUUGGCACCGCAGUUGCGUGAGUUGUACAAACGUAAUUCCUUUUACAACAGUCUGCAGCACAGACACAACCGAGUGAGGGCUGGCCCCGAUAACUGUAUUGAAGAUAUUUAUGAUGGAAGUGUUUACAAAGCUCAGGAGGGUCAGGGUGGGUUUUUAAGCAAUAGAAAUAAUAUUUCUCUGACCUGGUACACUGAUGGCGUUCCAGUUUUCUCAUCUAAGAACUACAGUAUUUGGCCCUUUAUGUUUCUGAUUAAUGAAUUGCCAUAUAGGAUGAGAGCCCGAAGGAAAAAUGUCUUAAUGGCAGGCUUAUGGUUUGGCCCCCAUAAACCUUCUGCAAACUUGUACAUGAGAUCUUUCUUGCCAGAAUUAAGAAGAUUGUACACUGAUGGUGUGCGAGUUUCCGUUGCAGACUUAGAAAGAAUUAACAUACCAGUAAAAGCAAUUGUUUUAGCAGGAGUUUGUGACACUCCAGCAAAAAGUAAUUUUUUAAAUGUUGCUGGAUUCAGUGGUUUUUAUGGGUGCCCAGUUUGUGAAAUAAGAGGUGAAACGCUUAAUGUGGCUGGAACUGACCAUCAUGUGUAUCCAUAUCAGGAGCGUUUAACUUUGCGUACUACUGCCCGGUUUGAGAAUUUUGCCAGACAAGCACUUCAAGUUGCAAAUGCAACAGGAGUUCAGGGUGUGAAAGGUCCAACUGCCCUUCAUUUAAUUAUGCCUGAUUUUUUAAAGGGAGCCGCAGUUGAUCCCAUGCAUUUGGUGACAGGAGUAGUGAAAAAGCUUUUGCAACUGCACUUUGAUUCAAAUCAUUCAGAUGAGUCCUUUUCUCUUCGGAAUGUGCUGCGGGUUGCUGAUCUUGAGUUGUUAAAAAUCAAACCUCCCAAAUUUAUUCAUAGAAAAGCUCAAACUCUUGAAGAGUUUCAUCGUCGGAAAGCAUCUCAACUGAUGUGUUGGUUUCUCUAUUACUCCCUUCCAAUUUAUAAAAAUAUCAUGAAAUUAGAGUAUUAUUAUCACUAUCUGAAGUUGGUGGCUGCAAUAUCACUUUUAAAUGCCAAUAGUGUGUCUGUACAGAAUAUUCAGAAGGCAGAAAGGCUGCUUAAAGAGUUUGUAAAAGAUUUUGAAGGACUUUAUCACCUAAAAUUUUGUAGCAUCAACAUCCAUUUGCUUCUUCAUCUGCCUAACUGUGUUCGCCACUUGGGGCCUUUGUGGGUUUAUACAUGCUUUCCCAUGGAAGAUUUGAAUGGAAAAAUUAUAGGUAAUAUUCAUGGGAAAACAUCAGUUGACAGUCAAUUCUGUAAUACAUUUUGGCAAGUUCUCUGUCAACACCGCAAACUAAAUACCAUAAUAGAUGGUCCAAAAAAAGACUUCAUAAAGAAACGGAAGCGGUCUGUGAAAAUUACUGAUCAAAUUGCUCCAGGCUGCUACAGUGUUGGGAACUACAAAAUAUUUGGUAGGGAAGGGAGACAUAUUGUUAAUGCUUUGGAGGCUGCACAUAUUAACCCACAGAAUACAUCAGUAUAUUUUAGGCUUUUGAAGGGCAGUAUGAUCUAUGCAUCCAAGGGGUAUGAACGUGAUUUUGCCAGUAACUCAUCAUAUGUUGCUUAUAAACUUGGGGGCCUGAACUGUUAUGGUUGUGUGGAGGUGUUUAUUUUUGUGUCUGCUUGCAACUGCCCUGAUGUGUGUGAGUGUGUAAGUGGGCAUUUUGCUGUCAUUAAUGGGGUUCGGAAGGCUGAGAGCUUCAGAGUGCCUUACCAUAACAAUUUUGAACUAUCUCAUAUUCACAGGUAUGUGGAGGCAGGCUGGAUACAUGUUGUUCCUAUUUCUUGUUUAAGAACAGUUUGUGUUGCCAUGAAUACAUAUAAUGAUUUGUAUCUAGCUGAACCUGUAAAUUCUUAUGAGGUGGAGUAAUGAUCCCUUCGGGUGCUCCCACAAUGUCUUCUACGGCUCUAAUUAUUGGGUUUACAAAGUCUGACUAACUUGAGUCCUAACAAUAAUUGCACCAUGUCUCAGAGAAUUCUGUCUAGAAAGCAAGCUAAGUAGAAGACAUUGUGGGAGCACCCUUAGUCAUUCUUUCAGAGAUUUCAGUUAUUCUUUCUUUGUUAUUCAACAUAUAACAGUGUUGUCUUAUCACUGCAUAGCGCCAAGAAUAACCAUGACCAUUACAUUCCCCCGUUUUAAUUUAUUAUGUUGACAAGGACAUUUGUAAAUGUAAGGAAAGCCAAAUAACCCUGUAAUUUUUGUGAUGACCUCUGUUCAGUUUUGUGAUCACUGAUAUUCAAUAGGAUGAAUUUUAACAAUGUAUUUUUAACUUGGAGUUUCAUUUUUAAAACUGUAUGCUAUGUAAAACUAAGUUGGCUGUAAAUUGAAUGUAUAAGAAGUAUCAAACUGUGCCUUUGAUAAAAUUUUGUUAGUUGUAUUCUUAUUUCACUUAUCUAGUUAAUGGUAUAUUACAUAUGACUUCAAAAGUUAGCUAUUUAUUAUUUACAGUGAGAUUUGUUGACCUCUGUUUAGUUCAGGACAAUAGACCGCUGCUUCUCACUGCAAACG
Molecule: messenger RNA, 3505 nt
Organism: Frankliniella occidentalis (western flower thrips)
Lineage: Eukaryota; Metazoa; Arthropoda; Insecta; Thysanoptera; Thripidae
Exons: 2
Coding region: 227-2866 (879 amino acids)
Source: RefSeq, a predicted model, not a curated record